Messenger RNA from Jaminaea rosea, 513 nucleotides. Its product is annotated as ribosomal protein L16. The annotation marks the transcript as partial. Gene Ontology annotation, molecular function: structural constituent of ribosome; rRNA binding. The record is from RefSeq and is a predicted model, not a curated record. The transcript is spliced from 3 exons. Gene Ontology annotation, cellular component: mitochondrial large ribosomal subunit; ribosome. Gene Ontology annotation, biological process: mitochondrial translation. NCBI's taxonomy places the organism in Eukaryota, Fungi, Basidiomycota, Exobasidiomycetes, Microstromatales.
GUACGCUUCAAAGGCAACCUAGCCCCGCGUCGAACAAAGUAUCGCAAAUCCCACAAAGGGCGAGUACCCCUCCCUUCGGGCGGAUCGACCAAGGGGACCACACUAGCUCACGGCUCCUACGGGCUUCGUUUGCUCGCUCCAGCAAGACUGAGCGCAAAACAGCUCGAAUCGGCGGAAGUUGCCCUCAAGAGACACUUGAAGGUACUCAAGGGAGCUCAGGUGUUCAUGAGGGUCUUUCCGGAUGUGCCCGUGUGCGUCAAGGGGAAUGAGACGAGGAUGGGGAAGGGAAAGGGAUCUUUCGAAUUCUGGGCCUGUCGUGCCGGGGUGGGAAAGGUCGUCUUUGAGAUUGGGGGACCGUUGGAGAUUAGGGAGGAGGUGGCCAAGGCUGCUCUUCGCCUCGCCUCGGCCAAGCUUCCCGUUCCCACCGAAUUCAUCACACAGGCCACGGGCCCCAGGCUGGGCAACGUCGUCCUCCCCACGCACGGGACGGCCGCUGAUGUAGUAGCAUCAGCA